Molecule: messenger RNA, 1300 nt
Organism: Caretta caretta (loggerhead turtle)
Lineage: Eukaryota; Metazoa; Chordata; Testudines; Cheloniidae
Product: prostaglandin-E(2) 9-reductase
Molecular function (GO): oxidoreductase activity
Source: RefSeq, a predicted model, not a curated record
UAAGCAAUGCAGAAUAUCUCCCAGCUUGGUUUGUGUUGCAUUUUUGACCCCUUUGGAGACUGCAGUUAUAGGCUUGGUUACUCUAUCAGUCUCCAUGCCUCAGUAAAUAAAAGUAAUAUUCAGUCAGGGGCUGCAUUUGCUCACUGGCUUAUGCAGAAGUAUAGCAACAUUUCAAGCUUCACAAAAGAACCAGCAUAAACCAUUCAGUGGAGGACAAUGGAGCUCUGCAAAGAUACAUCUGUGAAAAUGAAUGAUGGGCACAGAAUUCCUGUGGUCGGAUUUGGUACCUAUGCCCCCGAUACAGUUCCAAAAAGUAAGUGUGAGGAGGCUGUAAAGGUGGCCAUUGAAGUUGGCUACCGCCAUAUAGAUGGAGCCUAUUUCUAUGAGAAUGAGGAAGAGGUUGGGCGAGCCAUUCGAGAGAAGAUUGCAGAUGGAACGGUCAAAAGAGAGGACAUAUUUUACACAGGAAAGCUUUGGAGCACCUUUAACGCUCCUGAGAUGGUCCAAUCAGCCCUGAAAAAGUCACUGAAGAGCCUGCAGUUUGACUACAUUGAUCUCUAUAUUAUUCAUACACCCCUAUCUUUAAAGCCUGGAGAUGAUUUAUGCCCGGUGGAUGAAAAUGGAAAAUUGAUUUUUGAUAACGUAGACCUUUGUGCCACAUGGGAGGCCAUGGAGGCAUGUAAAGAUGCAGGCUUGGUGAAGUCCAUUGGAGUGUCCAACUUCAACCGCAGACAGCUGGAGAUGAUCCUGAACAAACCUGGACUCAAGUACAAACCUGUCUGCAACCAGGUUGAAUGUCAUCCUUACCUCAACCAAAGAAAAUUGCUGGAGUUCUGCAAAUCCAAAAAUAUUGUGCUGGUGGCUUUUAGUGCCUUGGGAUCUCACAGAGAGGAGAGAUGGGUGGAUCAAAGCACUCCACUUCUGCUAGAGGAUCCAGUACUGAACGCUCUGGCCAAAAAAUACAGCCGAAGCCCAGCUCUAGUAGCCCUGCGCUACCAGCUGCAGCGUGGUGUCGUGGUCCUUGCCAAGAGCUUCACCAGAAAGCGUAUUGAAGACAACUUCAAGGUGUUUGACUUCCAGUUGACAGAGGAGGACAUGAAAGCCAUUGAUAGCCUGAACCAAAACCUUCGCUAUGACCUGUGUCAACAAUUUUUGGACCAUCCUGACCCUCACAACAAAGAUGUCCCAGUAUCUGUCAAACUAAAUGAAGAGGAAAUAGAAGCUCUGAGCUCCAUUUAGAGACAUGUUUAGCAUAUUUCAUUUGACUCCAUCAUAGUAAUAAAAGCUCUCACUACACCCA